GGGUUUAGGAAUUGAAUAUUGGUGAACUGACAACAAGCUUGUCUAUCCCAGAUAAACAAUAUUUCAUUCCCAGCUACCAAAAAAAAAUUAAAAAAAAAUCCCAGCCGGAACCUCUAACUUGACUUAUGGCCUCAUUCUGGUGCUUCAACAAAAAUGAAAUGAACAAAUAGCGCGUUGAUUAACUGGUACUUAUACUUAGCUCUGCUUCUCCUUCUUUCUUUCUCAUCAAGUCGGAAAUAGAGAGAAAUGAGCUCGUAUUUGCGCAAGAAAUUCCAAAAUGCUUUUGGUAAUGGUUCCUCAACACAGUCCCAGAAUGCCAAAGACGAGAUUCCGUACCCGGCUAACUCGGAUGCUGAAACUGAUUCCUAUGACAACAACGGCAAUAAGGAAACUGAAGAGAUUGAGCGUAGUAAAGUCGGAAUCAUGAGAGCCCUUGUCGAGAAAGAAGAUCCCUCCGCUAAGGGUCUGGAUGAUCAGAUGAUUUGCAGAUUUUUACGAGCUAGAGAUCUAGAUGUCGAAAAGGCUUCUAAUAUGUUCCUCAAGUACCUGAGCUGGAGAAAGGACUUUGUGCCUAAUGGCUGCAUAUCUCCUUCUGAAAUAUCAAAUGAGCUUGCGCACAAUAAGGUGUUUAUGCAAGGACAAGACAAGAUAGGGCGCCCUAUUGUUAUUGCAUUUGGUGGACGACAUAAGCAAGCAAGUGUAGAUGAGUUCCAGCGUUUAGUCACGUACACCCUUGACAAAGUAUGUGCUAGAAUGCCAAAUGAGCAAGAGAAGUUUGUUGCCAUUAGUGACCUGGAAGGAUGGGGAUAUGCCAAUAGCGAUAUUCGUGGAUAUUUAGCUGCUCUUUCAAUAUUGCAGGACUGCUACCCUGAGAGGCUAGGCAAGCUAUUUAUAGUCCAUGUCCCUUACAUAUUUAUGACUGCAUGGAAAGCUAUUUACCCUUUUAUCGACAGCAAAACAAAGAAAAAGAUUAUUUUUGUUGAAAACAAAAAAUUGAGAGCAACUCUUCUACGAGACAUUGAUGAUGACCAACUCGCUGACAUAUAUGGUGGCAAAUUACCAUUAGUUCCUGUUCAUGACUGCUAAAUGCAAUGCCAAACUGAUCUUGCUUGUCCCUUCAGCUUGGGCAUGACAAACUGCCAUAGCAAUGCCCUUAUUCAGGAAUCUAUAAUUGCAGUGGUUUAGUUAUGACUUAAUGCCCUAGGAGCCAUUACAACCGCAUAUUCUCAUUUCUAAAUGAUUCGUGGAUUACUAUAUUGUAUUUUUAUCGUCUUUUAACUGAUUCUCCUAAUUAAAUGCAAACUGUUCAGGAAUGUUAGCCAAA
Messenger RNA from Nicotiana tabacum (common tobacco), 1324 nucleotides. RefSeq lists its product as uncharacterized. The record is from RefSeq and is a predicted model, not a curated record. NCBI's taxonomy places the organism in Eukaryota, Viridiplantae, Streptophyta, Magnoliopsida, Solanales, Solanaceae.